UUAGGCUUCUAUAAGAGUGGGCGUGUCCAUUCACAACGCCCCUCCUUUCUCUCAGCGUUGACUAGGAAAUGUCAUUCGAGCUCGGAGCCGAGGAGCGCUGAUCGGCUCCAGUCCCGCCGGCCCCUGCACUGGACUAGUCCCGGGAGUGUGAUGUGGACGGCCGUUCUGACGGAAUCACGAAUUGCAGUGGCGCGGAGCAGCGGAGGAGAGCACGGAGACGGGUGUCGGCGAACGGACGAGCCCCGCGCCCGCGCAGUUUAAAGCUCCCUCCCGACCAGGCACCGACCGUCUGCAGCCGCCCUCCAACUCACACCCCCACCCCGGGAGGAGGAGGAGCGGCCAGCGGGGGGGAAUCCAACAUGGCGGAGCACGCAGCCCUGGAUAAUAAGCACAAAGCGGCAACCGUCAACUCCGGGGCCUCCUCCCCCGCCCUGAGCCCCGGGCGCUCGGGACCGUCGGCCGCGCACCCGCCCGGGGGAGGCCUGUCGGGGGGCUUGUCGCAGCCGGCGGGCUGGCAGUCUCUGCUCGCCUUCACCAUCCUCUUCCUGGCCUGGCUGGCCGGCUUCAGCUCCAGGCUCUUUGCAGUUAUCCGCUUUGAGAGCAUCAUCCACGAGUUCGACCCCUGGUUCAACUACAGAUCAACACAUCAUCUCGCAUCCCAGGGGUUUUAUGAAUUUUUAAAUUGGUUUGAUGAACGAGCAUGGUAUCCACUGGGAAGAAUAGUAGGUGGGACGGUGUACCCAGGGCUGAUGGUGACAGCCGGCCUUAUCCAUUGGAUCCUAAACAUGCUGAACAUCACCGUACAUAUAAGAGAUGUAUGUGUGUUCCUAGCGCCUGUCUUCAGCGGCCUUACAUCCAUCUCCACCUUUCUGCUGACGCGAGAGCUGUGGAACCAGGGAGCAGGACUUCUCGCCGCCUGCUUCAUUGCUAUAGUGCCCGGCUACAUAUCCCGAUCAGUAGCUGGAUCCUUUGACAAUGAAGGCAUUGCUAUUUUUGCACUGCAGUUUACAUAUUAUUUGUGGGUGAAAUCUGUAAAAACGGGCUCCGUGUUUUGGACAAUAUGCUGCUGUUUGUCUUACUUUUACAUGGUUUCUGCUUGGGGUGGCUACGUGUUUAUCAUCAAUCUUAUUCCUCUUCAUGUGUUUGUGUUGCUGUUGAUGCAGCGUUACAGCAAGAGAGUCUACAUAGCAUACAGCACUUUCUACAUCGUGGGGUUAAUAUUAUCCAUGCAGAUUCCCUUUGUUGGCUUCCAGCCCAUCCGUACAAGUGAGCACAUGGCAGCUGCAGGAGUGUUUGCGCUGCUGCAGGCAUAUGCUUUCCUGCAGUACCUGAGAGACAAGCUGACAAAGCAGGAGUUCCAGACUCUCUUCUUUCUGGGAGUGUCUCUCGCUGCUGGAAUUGUGUUCCUGACCGUUAUCUACUUAACAUACACAGGGUACAUUGCUCCUUGGAGUGGCCGGUUUUAUUCCCUUUGGGAUACAGGGUACGCAAAAAUUCACAUCCCCAUUAUUGCUUCGGUAUCAGAACAUCAGCCAACCACUUGGGUUUCUUUCUUCUUUGACCUUCAUAUAUUAGUCUGUACCUUUCCUGCAGGACUUUGGUUCUGCAUAAAGAAUAUCAAUGAUGAGAGAGUUUUUGUUGCUCUAUAUGCGAUCAGUGCGGUAUAUUUUGCCGGCGUGAUGGUCCGUUUGAUGUUAACCUUGACGCCUGUGGUCUGCAUGCUUUCUGCCAUUGCUUUCUCAAAUGUCUUUGAACAUUAUUUGGGUGAUGACAUGAAAAGAGAGAACCCACCAAUAGAAGACAGUAGUGAUGAGGAUGAUAAAAGGAAUUCAGGAAACCUUUAUGAUAAGGCUGGAAAAGUGAGAAAACAUGUUUCUGAGCAGGAGAAGACUGAAGAAGGCCUGGGACCCAACAUCAAGAGCGUGGUCACCAUGUUGAUGCUUAUGUUGCUGAUGAUGUUUGCUGUACAUUGCACAUGGGUGACUAGCAAUGCCUACUCAAGUCCCAGCGUGGUGCUGGCUUCUUAUAAUCAUGAUGGAACAAGAAACAUCUUGGAUGACUUCAGAGAAGCAUACUACUGGCUUAGGCAAAAUACUGAUGAACAUGCUCGUGUGAUGUCUUGGUGGGAUUAUGGCUAUCAGAUAGCAGGAAUGGCUAAUCGGACAACGCUGGUAGACAAUAAUACGUGGAAUAAUAGUCAUAUAGCAUUGGUAGGGAAAGCCAUGUCUUCAAACGAGUCAGCCGCUUAUGAAAUCAUGCGCAGCCUGGAUGUAGAUUAUGUGCUGAUUAUCUUUGGAGGGGUGAUCGGCUACUCUGGAGAUGACAUCAAUAAAUUUCUCUGGAUGGUUAGAAUAGCGGAAGGCGAGCAUCCCAAGGAUAUCAGGGAAAGUGAUUAUUUUACACCCCAAGGUGAAUUCCGAGUUGACAAGGCCGGCUCUCCAACAUUGCUCAACUGCCUGAUGUAUAAAAUGUCAUACUAUCGGUUUGGUGAAAUGCAGUUAGACUUUCGAACUCCUCCGGGCUUUGAUCGUACCCGUAAUGCAGAAAUUGGGAAUAAAGAUAUCAAGUUCAAACAUUUGGAAGAGGCUUUCACUUCAGAACACUGGCUCGUCAGAAUAUACAAAGUCAAACAACUAGAAAACAGAGAAGCCCUUGACCAUAAACCGAGGAUUACCAACAUUGUCCCUAAACAGAAGUAUUUAUCUAAGAAGACAUCAAAAAGGAAGCGUGGCUAUAUAAAAAACAAGCUGGCCCUGAAGAAAGGCAAGAAACCUAGCAAGAAGACCAUUUAAACCAUCUGAUCUCACAGGAAGGAGUUGUCCUUGGGAGAUAACCAGUCUUUGCCUUUAGAUAAGCUCAUGUUCUUCAGUGGCAUGAGAGUACAGAACCAUCUCUGGUCCAGAAUAUUGUACACAAUUUUCAGGCAAUGUCUGAUUACAAAUGAUAUAUUUAUUGGCUUAUUAAGAACAGCUGUUUUAGAUUUGUAACGUGAAGCCAGACAGAGCUGCUGUCCUCUACCAACAGCAGAUUUUUUUAUUUUAUUUUUUGUUUUGUUUUUCGGACGGUGGGAUAUUUUUUUUUUUUUUUUCAUGAAAAUUUUUGGGGAAUUGUAGACAAUUUGGACUGUUUGCACCAAAGAGCCCUCUAUUUUGGUUGCUAUGCAUAUGCAUACUUGUCAAUUUUUAUUUUUUUUCUCACAAUAAAGAUAAAAUGCUAAACCCUUGAGCUGUGCUUUCUUAUCCUGCAAUGCCCAUCCAUUCACAUGUAGGCACAGAUCUAGUGGCAGAUGUCUGCUGUUCCCUUUAUUUUUCGACUCCCAAAUCUCCCCCCCCCCCCCUGUACUGUCCUCGGUGUGGGUGUCUUUUGCUGUAAUUUUUUUUUUUAGAAACUAAGAAUAUUUCUAACAAUCGUAAAUGUAUCCAACACAAUGUGGUCAGCUAAGUCAGCCUCAGCUAUCACCUGAAAAUAAUGCAAGUUAGCCAUUUUUGGGCAGUCAAGCAAUUUCAAAAAUAUUGCCUUAGUCAAUCUUAUUUGUGAUGAUUAUUUAUUUGCCCCUUUAAUGCCAUAAUGCCUGAAUGGCAAGACUUUAACAUGGACUAAAUAGAUCAACCAAAUUUUAAAAGGCGUAAACCCGGAUGUUGAAUGUUUUUUUUUUUUUCUUUUGCACAAUCAUAUAAAAUGCGAACGGCCAAAUAAGUUUGAAUGUUUACAUGUUAACCAUCUAAAAAGUUGACAAGUAUACAGACAUGUUACCAUGUGAGCUAAAUUGGGGACAGCCAUUGAUGAUGUCUGUAAAGCGCUGCGGAAUGUCAGCGCUAUAUAAAUGAGUAAAAUAAAUAAAUGUGAAAUCUGAGGGUAUCUGACCUAGACCGGAAUUUCAAAAUGAUUUUUUUUUUUCCCUCCUCCGUAAAAUAAGUGCAGUAUACUUAACGACUUGUUUAAUGAUAACUAGGGUUUUUUGUUUUUUUUUGGUUUGGCAAUGUCGGUCAUGCACUAAAAUGUAUAUUGGGGUUGAACAUCUGGGGGUUUUUUUUUGUUUGCUUUUGACAUUAUGCGGACUUGAACUUUUCUUAGUUUGACAGAUUUUUUAUUUGAUUUCCUAGUCUAUAUUUUUUUUUUUUUUUUUUUUGUUUAAACUUGACUUUGCCACAAUGGUUGUUGGAUUACCCUGUGUUUAGGAUGUAUCUUUUUUUUUUUUUUUUUUUUUUUAUAAUAAAAUUGAGGUCAGAACUGGUGGUAUUUCAGAAAAAGAAUAUCAAAUUUUUCAGUUUGUUUUUCAAGCUUGUGAUAUUUUUACAUACCAUGAAGCUGCAUCGCUGUUAAGCAUCUGAAUGCGGCUGCUAGAAAAUGCUGGCAAUCUGUAUAUUGGAUUUAAAACUUUGGAAAUUGAUAAUAGAAAAAAAUAAAGAUUUAAUUAAGGUUUUAUGUAAAGUGUCCUGUUUUUGUUGCAAAAUUAAAAUAUUCAAAUGGCCAGUUUCUAAAAAUGUAUGCUGUCAUAUUCCUGGCAGCCAGCAUUGGGGAAGGUUAGACUAAAUAGCUCUUUUGGAAUAGAUUUUUGGUAUAGCUUAAAAAGAACUUAUUUUAAAAAUGUUUAUUGAAGAAUUGAUGUUUGAACAGAAAUGCAGUAAAAAAAAAAAGUUUAAUUUGAAAUAAAAAGGAAAAAAAAAUU
Molecule: messenger RNA, 4669 nt
Organism: Bufo gargarizans (Asiatic toad)
Lineage: Eukaryota; Metazoa; Chordata; Amphibia; Anura; Bufonidae
Gene: STT3B
Product: STT3 oligosaccharyltransferase complex catalytic subunit B
Exons: 16
Coding region: 360-2792 (810 amino acids)
Biological process (GO): post-translational protein modification
Cellular component (GO): membrane
Molecular function (GO): dolichyl-diphosphooligosaccharide-protein glycotransferase activity
Source: RefSeq, a predicted model, not a curated record